UCCAACAUGGCAGACGGAGUGGAUCUUACGCGGUAACUAAAGCAACAUUUCAACCGACACAGACAAAUUCAACACUACUCUGCAACGAGACGUCCACAAUGAGGGAGAGACAGAAGAAAAAGAAGGGGAGGACGUGGGCGGAAGCCGCUAAAACGGUUUUGGAGAAAUACCCUAACACACCUAUGAGCCAUAAAGAGAUCUUGCAGGUGAUCCAAAGAGAAAGGCUUAAAGAAAUAAGAAGUGGAACCUCGCCGCUGGCAUGUCUGAAUGCAAUGCUGCACACAAACUCUCGUGGUGAGGAGGGAAUCUUCUACAAAGUUCCUGGCAGAAUGGGAGUCUACACAUUAAAGAAGGACAUCUCAGAUGUGGCAAAGGAGCUGUCUGAGGAUGGCUCUGAGGAAAGCAGCGACAAUCUUUCUGACUCCCGAAGCACAGAAAACAACAGCAGUGCCAUCACUCAGGAGGGCAGGAGAGGAAGGUGGAUGCGGAGAGUUCCCUCCAAGCUGCAGUCGCAGCCCUCGUCUCCGCAACCUCGAUGUUCAUCGCCUUCUGUCCCCACCAGCAAGCUCAUCUCUCCCUCGCAGAAACACAGCAAGAAAGCUUUGAAACAGGCCUUGAAGCAGCAGCAGCAGAGAAACCAGCGUAGACAGGGGGGGAUGCCAACCACCUCCAGUCCCAGACUGCUUCUGAAAACUAUCAAAGACAUGGCUGACAACAUUACUACAAAAACUGACCUAUGCCAUCCAGUCGUACCCAGGAAGGUUUCCCAGAGAGCAGGUCGCCUUAGUGCAGGGCAGAUAAAACGCACCAAGUGUAAAAUAGAUGUGGAGACCCCAGACUCUAUUUUGGUUAACACCAACCUGCGUGCGAUCAUCAACAAGCACACCUUCUCUGUCCUGCCCCCAGACUGCCAGCAGAGGUUGCUCAAACUUCUGCCUGAAGUUGAUCGGCAGGCUUGCAUGGACGGCCUUCUCAAGGUCACUAGUUCUGCCUUAAACAAUGAGUUCUUUACAUCGGCAGCACAGUCUUGGAAGGAGAGGCUGGCUGAGGGGGAAUUCACUCCUGAGUUGCAGCUACGAAUGCGUCAAGAAGUUGAGAAGGAAAAAAAGGUUGAGCACUGGAAGGAGGCCUUCUUCGAAAACUAUUAUGGUGAAAAUUCUGGGCUCAGCUAUGAGGAAUCCAAAGAGCUGACAAAGGCUGAUCUGAAUCAGGAGUCUGCCAGGGCCCAGUCUCCCCCUCAUCAGACAGGACAUGCCGCUCAAGCACCAGAGGAAACCAAGGGCACGAAGGACAGCGGCCAGAGUGAUGCUGCUGCUAAAGACAUGAAGCCAACCCAGACAUCGUCGCAGGAGCCUCUGAAGGCAGCGCCUGCUCAAAAAGAGCCAGUCUCCACCACAGAGCCCAUGAAGACACGGCGCUCACAGUGCACUGAGGAUCGUAAGUGGAACAUAACAGCUGAGCCAACACCUGCAGUGAGAACACCAGAGGUGGAGAGACGGACUGAACGGGGAGCAGCAGGUUCACUGCCUGAUAAGGAGAAUAAAGAAGAAGUGAAGGAGGAGAAAACUGAACUCCCCCAGUCGCCUGUGAAGAAGAGCCCUCUGCCAAAGGCUAGUUCAGAGUUAAAAGAUCAGCCAGCGUCUGUGGUUAAGCCUGCUGAGGAGGGUGAAGAGGUCAUCUCUGAGCCUGGUGGCCCCUCUGAGUCUCUUAAAAGGAAAUCUCUUAGUGAGACAGAGGGGGAAUUGACACCAGAGAAAAGGCCCCGUAUGUCCUCAGUUUCCUCAGUGUCUUCAGUCUCCUCCGUAUCUCCCCCGGCAUCAUCCAUAUCCAGCCCUGCUACACCAACGCCAGCAACAAAUCAGAGGGUUCCACCACUCAAGAUCCCAGUGUCACGAAUUCUUCCCGUUCCUGUGUCACCAAGCCAAGUCUCACCCAGGACUCCCCUCCCUGCACCACUAAGCAGCCCAGGCCGCACUGGUGCUCGCACUUUGGCUGAUAUCAAAGCCAAAGCUCAGCUCGCCCGAGCACAGCGAGCAGCGGCUGCUGCAGUAUCAUCCGCAUCUAAGGGAGCAGUGCCAGGCCCGGGGCCAGGAGGAGGCAGUGGUGAGCAGACACAGCCCUCACCCAGCCCCAGCCCAACAUCCCCACAGGCAUCAACCAAGUUACCCGGCACCAGCAGCAGCACUCAGAGCAGUACACCUCCUUCUCACCCUCUGGACCCUUUUGGUCAGCUUAGUCCAAACAGGUCUCAGAUGUCUUAUUCAGGCAAACUGGAUGACACACAGAAAGAUCACUGCACUGGUACCAUCAGCGCAGGACACCAGGUGGCUCUAAAGAGUUCAAAUUCAUCAGCACAGUCUUCAUCUGUGCACACUCUCCAGGAAAACCCAACUCCAGUUGGAUCAUCAACCAGGACCAGUUCCUGUAUCCCAGCAAACAACCCACUAGUUACUCAGCUUCUGCAGGGUAAAGAGGUUCCAUUGGACCAGAUCCUCCCAAAGCCGCUGUCUAAGGUGGAAGUAAAGAUUUCAAGCUUACCCUCUGGUAGUAAGGGGAAGACGUCACACUCUGCUGAGCUCAGGCCUGAUAAACAAAUGGCCCACCAGUUUCACACAGCAGGACGAGCUGGAGUUUUCUCAGAAUACUCGAGGCAUCACAGGGAACUUCCUGACAAGGAGACGCAGGAACAGAUCCUGCAGGCUCUAAUGCAGAGGAAGGUCCAGCAGAGCCAGCCUUAUGGAGGUUUGGGGCCUCAGCACCCUCAGUACAAAGCCCAUCAACUGGUGCAUGCUGAAGAGCUUCAGGACCAAUCCAGGAUUUGCGUAGGCUUUUUGGGCCGUAAGAGGAUGCCCAGACCUGCCAUGACAGGACAUUACCUGCUCAAUGUGUCCACAUACGGCCGCGGACCGGAGAGUAAAAGACUGCACCAGUCUGCCAUCCCAAACACAUCUGUGUUUGGUUUAAAAAGGGAAAGCACAGAAGGAGAAGAGGCGGCUAAGGAAGAAGAACCAGCCAGGAAAGUGUUCUCUCCUGCUUCUGGGGUUAAAACAGAGCAGCAGGGAUACUCAUCCACCAAGUCUGAUGAAGCAGCGAGCUUUCAGCAUUGCUCCAACGUAAAGACUGAGCCUGGAUCAGAGGACAGUGCAGCUGGUGCAGAUCACAGCAGCACCAGUGCGACAGCCAAAGACACCAGCCCUUUUUCUCAGUCACACCGAAGGCACCUCGAACUCUGCAAUAGUAAUCAAGGAAACUCCGAGCCAUAUCUUACCGAAGUGGACCCCAGUCACCAGCGGCCGUCUGCCUUUCAAACCCAGAGAACGCUUGAUAAUCAGGAAGCCGUGGUUGCAUCGUGUUUUGGUGGCACUAUCAGCAUGUCCGUACCUCACACUUUGAACCAUAGCACUGCAGGCACCGGCUCUUCCACGUCCUCGUCAGAGGCUGACGGCAGUGGCGUUCACGGGAGCGUCAUGUCUUUCUCAGUGACUGUCACCACCAUACCUGCCGGUCACUCGUUAGACCACGGUAACCAGGGCGAGCCCUCGCCUGAACAGUCGUUCAUCGAGGGCUCCAACAUGGAGGACGUCCAGUCUAAAUGCUACUGCCGACUGAAGGCGAUGAUCAUGUGCAAAGGGUGUGGAGCCUUUUGCCACGAUGAUUGCAUCGGCCCCUCAAAACUGUGUGUCUCGUGUUUAGUGGUACGAUGAUAUGAAAUUAAUGAUAACUAGAAGAUACCGUGGUUUGAUUUGUACUGGAUCAAGGCACAAAGCAGGAGCAGGCCCUUCAGGAUCGGUUCAGAAUGGGGUGAAGCAUCUUAGCCAUUCUCCAGAAAAACAGCAGGUCGCUGUGGGAAAGGCAAAGAUUUACACUGGAUGGUCUUUUGUUUCACCAACAUUUAAGAAAAGCUGUUUUGUGCAAUGGUUUUAGUAGAAAUGUCAGUUUUCAAUCAGAUCAGUAGUCUGUCAGAUGUGUGACAAAUAUAAAAUCUGGCAACGUUUGCACUCGGCUAGGAUUAGUGUUAUAUAUUUUUUUAAAUAUAUAUGUGUGUGUGUGUGUGUGUAGUUUUUAAAAACGGAGGGAAAAAUGAAUGUUGCUAUUUUUAUAGAACAUAAUGACUGUUGUUGUGUUUUAGACUGACACUUUAUUAUUGGGCCUAAUCAGUCAUGGUUUAAAGGCAAAAAAAAAAAAGGGCGCUAAUGAUAAUCAUUGGUUGUAGAGUACCUCCUAUUUGGCAUUUAUGCACGCAU
Messenger RNA from Toxotes jaculatrix (banded archerfish), 4244 nucleotides. RefSeq names its product ASXL transcriptional regulator 2 (gene asxl2). Gene Ontology annotation, biological process: positive regulation of transcription by RNA polymerase II; animal organ morphogenesis. Gene Ontology annotation, molecular function: DNA binding; chromatin binding; peroxisome proliferator activated receptor binding. The transcript has 13 exons. The coding region runs from base 99 to 3704 and encodes 1201 amino acids. NCBI's taxonomy places the organism in Eukaryota, Metazoa, Chordata, Actinopteri, Toxotidae. The record is from RefSeq and is a predicted model, not a curated record. Gene Ontology annotation, cellular component: PR-DUB complex.